Messenger RNA from Hyla sarda, 2836 nucleotides. It is a transcript of the gene PALM3, whose product is annotated as paralemmin 3. Gene Ontology annotation, cellular component: membrane. The transcript is spliced from 10 exons. Bases 732 to 2390 code for a protein of 552 amino acids. Gene Ontology annotation, biological process: regulation of cell shape. Lineage: Eukaryota; Metazoa; Chordata; Amphibia; Anura; Hylidae. The record is from RefSeq and is a predicted model, not a curated record.
UUGUCGAAGACCAAACUCCUUUAAGAAGCGGCGCCUGUCCACGGCAAGAUGGCUCCUUAUAUGAAGACACAGAGGUUUGGAAUGAGUAACUGGCGCCCGGAAGUGACGUUGCGAAGCCAAGUCGCGCGACGAGAUGAACCGUUAUUGGUCUAGACGGCAAAAGAAGACAUCUCAGAAUACAACCUCUACCUGAAUGUUUUAAGGGUUUCCACUUUCCAGUCCUGUAAUUACUAUGCUGGGCAGGUGAUGACGGUCACAAAACAGUGCAGACACCUACAGACGUGGACUCCACAAGUGUAUGGUUGGCUCCCAGAGAGGCACACCCUACGCCAGACAUCCUGACCAUGACUGCUCCCUGAGGUACAAGGCUAACGUCUGUCAGGAACAAUUCUGAGAACUACAUUGGUGCCAGGUAAAGAAAAGAAGAACUUGUGCAGGGGAGUGUAAAGACAAGUUUCCAAGGGGAGGACUGACACACCACAAGAUCGGAUGCUCCAGGGGUCCCAAGCCUUGUUAUCAUAAGGGGUCCCAGACAUAACGGGCCCAAGUAGUCCAGCAAAGUUUGUUAUCAGUUACUGGACACUGUUCUAAAAAGUGGCCAGCGCCCAUGCUGCCUGAUCUUAAAAUAGCAGCCAAGGAGCGGAACAGGAGAACGUCAGGAGAUCACAAGCCUAGAACCUAAACUCCAGCAUGGACCCUAGAGCGGCGCCGGACCAGAGGAGCACAUCAAGAUGGGGGAGACACAGAUCUACAGCCAGCGCUUGCAUGGAAUUACUGAAAAGCGCAGGAUCCUGGAUGAGGUGGACAGGAUACAGAGGGACCUGGAACUUCAAAAACUGAAACUGCAGCAACUAAAGAGGAAGUCUCUGCGGGAUCGAUGGCUGAUGGACGGCCUGGUUCCUUCUCCAGGUGCAGAAAUAGAAAAUCCUCUAAAUGACACAGAAGUAAAAAUAAAGACACUGGAACAUGAGCUGGAAAGCCUCCAGUUACAGCUGCUUUAUUUGGAAAAUCCAGAAUUGAAAAUUGCAAACUUGAAGAAACACCAGGCACCUGACCCCCACAGACAGGUCAUGAAUGGUGACCCAAGUCAACAGAUCUCUGACCAGAAAGACCCAACCCCUGAAAAGAGAGAAACACAAAAAGAACACAAAGUCAUAAAAGAGGAAGACAUGCAACCUAAUGGAGAAGACGAAAAACAGGGAGAAGGUGUUGAACCCUCCCAAAAAGAUCCUGCACCAAUAAAGGUUGUUGUGGUAGGGCAUCCCAUACCAGCUCCUCGAGGAAAAAAAGUGGAGAAGAAUCAAGACCACACAUCUCCAGAUCAUAGGCAUCAUAAUGUGGAUCAGGGAAAUAAAGAAGAGCAUGACAAGAAGACACAAGAUAAGGAAAAUCUGAAUUUCAAUCAUAAACCUCAGGAUGACAGGUUCGAGAAUCUGGGACCAAAUGAGCAGCUCGAAGAUGAAAGCCAUGACCAUGACCAGGUCCAUGGUUAUACAGACCAACCAUCAAACCAGAAUUCUGAAUGUCUAGAAAAGAGACUGGAGCUUGAGGAGGAAAACUUGGAACAUCUCACUAAAGGACUAGAACGUAUAGAUCUUAGCUUCAGUGAGGAAGGGUCCAAGGUGGAUGUCUCACAACCAAGUCUAUCAAAUGAGGACAUAAGGAAUGAUUUGGACAAUCAGUAUAAUGUGGUCAAGGUAAUUCUGCUUGAGAAAAGUGACCAAGAUGAGAGUAAAACGCAACCAUCUCCAGUUAUGGUGAAACAGCCUGAAGACCAAGGAGAAUCAUUGGUGAGGGACAACAAUAACCAGGAUGUAGAAGAGAAGCUGGUGUUAGUAUCUGUAUCAGUUAUACAAGAUCAGAAUGAAGAGGUUAUAUUACCAGUUAUAUAUCAAGACCAAAAUGAAGAAUCUGCACUUCCAAGAUGCCAAGAGGAACCUGUUGACCCCAUGCCCGUAUUGAUAAGUCAUAACAAAGACCAAGAUUGGGAGUCAACCUCAUUUCCUGCACAUCAAAGCCUAGUACUACUGUCCUCCGAACAGGAACAGAGUCCAAAACUGCCAUGUAAAGAUCCAAGCCCAUCACUGCCAUGUGUGGCCCCAGUUAGUCAAGUUCAAAUAUCCCAGGUUGUAGUUAUAUCCACCUCUGGACACACAUCUUCUGAAGAACCUGCCCAGCCCUCUUCAGGCUCUCAACCGAGUCCAUCAACUGAUCUCCGAAAUCAUCCUGCUACAACAGAAGCAAACACUCCUGCAGAAAACCAGCCGCUGUUGCGCAAACCCGCAGAGACUGAUGACCAGUCGGGCCCCCAUGGGACCAACACAGCAGAGACACGUGAUAAGAACCCUACCGGGAAAAAGAAGAGUUGUCAGUGCUGUGUGGUCAUGUGAGAAACAGGACGCUACCGAAAAAGAAAUCAAGAGUUCCCAAGUGCAAAAUUCAUCUCUGGUUUGAAAUGAAAAUUUGUGUAAUGUAGGUCACCAGAGAAGACACCAUUUAUAGUAAAUUCUCGGCACUAGCGUCAUUGAAAUAUGGGCUAUGACUACCCAGUUACAAACCAGAAAUGUAUGUAGUAUAUCGGUGUACACGUCACCAGCACACAGUGGGUGCAGCCAUUUUGUAGGCUUGGACCAUCACUCCUGGAAGGGAAGAGGGCAAAAUGCUCAGGAAAAUUGAUACAAUCCACAAAAUGUCUGCUGCCUCCGCUGUGCCCAGGCAACGUUCGCACUUUAUUUUAAUGACAUUUUUUUGAAGACAUAAAUAGUAGAUAAUGAAAAGGAAAUAUGUUAAUAAUUGUAUGAAUUUAUUAUGAAUAAAACAGAACCUGUAUUUUUCA